CGCCCUCUUCUUCUCCUCCUCGUCCUCCUCCUCCCACCACUCCCACUCAUGAGCUAACGUGAGCUCGAGCUAGCUACCUAGCUCCACUCCAGCCACCGGUUCCAUCUCCCCCCAAGGGCUGGGCACAGUAGCACGGCCAGCUACAUCUUCGAUCACUCACGAGUCACGACCAUGGACCGCAGGGACAGGCACCGCAAGAACUCGUCGUCCUCCUCGUCGUCCUCGUCCUCGUCGGCGGCGUCCAUGGCCGCGCUCGCUGCCGCGGCGGCUGCCGGGGACAGCAGGGCGGCGCUGCCGCCUCGCGUGGUGGAGGAGGAGGAGGAGGGGAAGCCCACGGUGGUGGUGGCGCCGUCUCUGGUGACCGUGGUGGGCUCCUCCUCGUCGUCCGCCUCCGCGGGCGCCGCCGGCGCCGGUGGCGCUUCCUCUAGCUACUCCAACUCGGUGGCCGCGGCGUCGACGAGGAGGGGCGGCGGUCGAGCUGGUGGCGCCGCGUCGGGCAGCGUCGGGCCGAGGUGCCAGGUGGAGAGGUGCGGCAUCGACCUCACCGAGGCCGGGAAGUACAACCGGAGGCACAAGGUGUGCCAGACGCACUCCAAGGAACCCGUCGUGCUCGUCGCCGGCCUCCGCCAGCGCUUCUGCCAGCAAUGCAGCCGGUUCCAUGAGCUCGAGGCGUUCGACGACAUGAAGAAGAGCUGCCGCAACCGGCUGACCGGCCACAACGAACGCCGCCGGAAGAGCGCGGCGGACACGCACGCCGGCCGCAGCGGCGAGAACUGCCGCAACGGCGCCGACCACGACGGCCGGGGCCACCCUGGCCCGGGGCCGGGCCCGGGCCCGUUCCAGAUCAGAUAAACCUAAAGCAUGCUCCCUCUCUUCUGUCAUGCAAAUUAACAAGUUAAGCCAUGCUCGCGUGCUGCUGCUGCUGCUACUACUACUACUAUACUGCAUAUCUACGCCCAUCUAUCCAUCCAUCUAUCUACCACUACCUGCAUUAUUCAUGAAUCUACGAAGUAUUCUACGUCUACAUAUGUAUCCUUGUGUGCUGCUGCUAUACUAACCGGCAGUGUGAUCGUCUCCCUGUAUUGCUUGCUGCUGCUGCUACGUAUAGGAAGAGCUCGAUCGCUAGCUGGAGGUAUAAUGUGCUACUGCUACCUAUCUAUCUAUGUCGUCUGCCAGAAAUAACCCUAGGCUAUUGUGACCUGGUGAUUAAGCAGGUGUUGGAGUGAUCCUCCCUCUGUGUGUGUGUGCGUAUGCAUGAUUGAUGUGUAAUUGUAUUGCCUUGUGCCCAACAGAAACUUGUGUAGGCUGUGUAUGCCUAUGUAUGUUGUUGUGCCGGGAUGGCAGUGGUAAUAUAUGCUAUUUAUAUAUACGAGUAAUUAACCGUCUUCUGCAGGCUGUUCUGUGAGAUUUUUUUUU
This is a messenger RNA of Oryza brachyantha (malo sina), 1416 nucleotides long. RefSeq names its product squamosa promoter-binding-like protein 13. Gene Ontology annotation, molecular function: DNA binding. Gene Ontology annotation, cellular component: nucleus. Lineage: Eukaryota; Viridiplantae; Streptophyta; Magnoliopsida; Poales; Poaceae. The transcript has 2 exons. The record is from RefSeq and is a predicted model, not a curated record. Bases 172 to 852 code for a protein of 226 amino acids.